AUGGGAGAUACCAUAUUGCCAGGUCCCCAAGGAAAGAUGCCCAGAACGUAUGAAGUAGACAAAGAACGGCAUACCGAGAGCUAUGUCACUGCAGUUCGUGGAAACGACCACAAGGACGCAAAAACGAUCUCUGUGGAUGAAUCAAAAGAUGGCAUCCAAAUGCGUGCUUGUGCGCCUCUUCUUGAAGAUGAGUCUGUAGCGUCGAAAUUAGGAAAGAAGUUUAGGUACACUAUUGCAGAAAUGGAGCGCUAUAGAAACGAUCCUUUUUGGAAAACUUUGAGAUGGUUGCUAUUCAUCUUGUUUUGGUUGUUAUGGAUUUCGAUGUUCGUGAUCGCCGUUCUUAUCGUUAUCCUCAGCCCAGGUUGUGCUCUCAGAGCAGCGUCAAACUGGUGGGAGAAUGCCAUCAUUUAUCAGAUUUGGACACCAUCGUUUCAAGAUUCGGAUGCGAGUGGCGUUGGUGAUUUCAUUGGUCUUACCAAUCGUCUCGAAAAUUUGCGUCGUUUAGGUGUCCAAGUUGUAUGGCUCAAUCCAUUUUUACAUUCUGAUGAUUUCAACGACGCAGUUCGAGAUCAUUUGGCGGUCGACCCAAAACUGGGUAUAAAUGAUGAUGCUUAUAAAUUGAUCGAUGCCGUUCACGAUAAAGGAAUGAAAAUUGUGGUAAGCUUACCAGUGAGUGUUACAUCAAAAGAUCACGACUGGUAUCGUCAAAGUUCGCAAGCAAGUUUGGAACAAUACGCAAAUUUUUCGGGUUAUUAUCACUGGAGGAAGACCGUUGAACACGGUUUUUUCAUGUCGAAACAUAAGAACGCCUUCUACAUGCAUUUCGAAAACCGAUCUAAUUGGCCUAUUCUAAAUUGGCAAAAUACUUUUGUUCAGGAGAAUAUGUUCAAAAUAAUGUCCUUUUGGAUAGAUAAGGGCAUCGAUGGAUUCUAUCUCAGUGGGAUCGAAUAUCUUGCACGCAUGAAAUCCGGAUCUAUGGCGGACUGGCCACGUAUCGUGGAUAUUCUUCGUGAUAUCAGGAAUCAUGUGGAUACUUACGUGGAAAAAGGUUCAGUGAGUAAAACCAAACAGAUUGUAUUAUUCGCUGCGCGUGAUAACGCGAGGGAAAACGACAAGAAGGAACUGGUUCUGAGUGGGUUGAAUUUAGUGGUUGAUUACGAAUUGGGAAGCAUUGGGAAAGAUAAUAAGAUUUGCAAUUUUGCCGAGGGCAAUGUUGCUGAAUGCAUUCAUGAAAUAGUUACAGAACUGGUACAGUUUCAUGCAACAAACAAUAUCUCUGCGGUGUGGGAGUUCGGUAAUCCACAUCUCUCAAGGAUAGCUUCUCGUGUUAAAUCGCAGCAACAAGCCGAACUGUUAACCAUGUUGCAGCUACUUUUACCUGGCACUAGCAGUAUCUACUAUGGUGAUGAGAUUGGGAUGAUGGAUUUACCAACUGAGAAAUUAGUACCAGUUCAAAGAGGUGCUAUGCAAUGGGAUGAUUCUGCCAAUGCUGGGUUUUCAAAUGCCAUUUCAGCAAGCAUCAUGGUUCAUCCUGAUUUUGCAGACAAUAACUGGGCCAGACAGUAUAGUUCUCAACACUCACAACUGAAGACAUUCCAAAAAAUUGCUCGAUUGAGAAGAAGAGAUGAGGCGCUUAAUUCUGGACGCACUAUCAUUGGACAACUGAUGAACAGUUCCUUCACGAUUACCAGAUACGUUAAAGCUGAGAAAACUCCCAUUGGAAACACCUAUUUGGGAGCAUUUAAUUUUGGUAAAGCUGAUACAGCACUGCCAAUCCAGGAAUCAAAUGUUAUGGAAAAUAAGGAAAUUCAUCAGGUAAUGGUAUUCGCGUUUAGUAGCAAUGCAGAGCAGUACUAUUACCAUCAAGUGAUCGAUCUCAGCAGUGGCACCGUCACAAUUCCACCCGAACAGGGUGUCAUUUUUAAGUUCAGCUCUUGAUCUCUGUAUUUUAUAUUUCGGAAAAAAAUGAGCAAUUGCUUUUUACAGAGGAACAGCUAUUCUAUGUUCUUACUUGUUAUCUCGAAUUACAAUAAAUCACGAAAUUGAUA
Messenger RNA from Loa loa (African eye worm), 2048 nucleotides. Its product is annotated as CBR-ATG-2 protein. The record is from RefSeq and is a predicted model, not a curated record. The transcript has 12 exons. Gene Ontology annotation, biological process: carbohydrate metabolic process. Lineage: Eukaryota; Metazoa; Nematoda; Chromadorea; Rhabditida; Onchocercidae. The coding region runs from base 1 to 1938 and encodes 645 amino acids.